GCUGAUCUUAUUUUCGUGUGAGCAUGGCCUGAUCCUCGCUAUUGGGUGGCUGUGAAAGGGAAGGUUCUAGCCUGUAGCUUGAUUGUUAAGAAAAUAUUGCGCUAUGCCCGAAGACGGAACACAGAACCUCAAGCUGGUGACCUGCACUGCUCCAGUCAACAUCGCUGUUAUAAAGUACUGGGGAAAGAGGGAUGAGGAUUUGGUCCUGCCCAUUAAUUCCUCCUUGAGCGUAACGCUUCACCAGGACCAGCUGAAGACCACCACCACCGUCGCCUCGAGUCGGAGCUUGAAGGAGGACCGCAUCUGGCUGAAUGGCAAAGAGGAAAACAUCAACCUGCCCAGACUGCAGUCCUGCUUGAGAGAAAUUCGGCGCCUUGCCAGGAAGAGACGCAGCAGUGGGGAUGGGGGUGCGGAAAGCUCAGGGCUGGCGCACAAAGUGCACAUCUGCUCUGUCAACAACUUCCCCACCGCGGCCGGGCUGGCCUCCUCCGCCGCCGGCUACGCCUGCCUGGUGUACGCGCUGGCCCGGCUGUACGGGCUGGAGGCCGAGCUGUCGGAGGUGGCGCGGCUGGGCUCCGGCAGCGCCUGCCGCAGCGUGUACGGCGGCUUCGUGCAGUGGCUGAUGGGAGAGAGGGAAGAUGGGAAGGACAGUGUGGCGGAGCAGGUGGAGGCCGAGUCUCACUGGCCGGAGCUGCGCGUCCUCAUCCUGGUGGUAAGCGCAGAGCGUAAACUGGUGGGCAGCACCGCAGGAAUGCAGACCAGUGUGGAGACCAGUCCACUCCUGAAGAAAUGGCAGUGGAUGGAGAGAAUCUUUGCAGCCUGUGUCUAUGGUGCCGUGUUUCUCCAGGUGGCGUACACCUUUGAUGCCGGCCCCAAUGCUGUGAUCUACACUCUGCAGCAGCACUUGGAACAAUUUGUCGAGCUGCUCAAGCACUUCUUCCCCCCGGAGACAAAUGGUGAACAGUUUGUAAAGGGUCUGCCUGUGAGACCAGCAUCUCUGUCUGAGGAGCUGAAGGCCAGCAUCGGGAUGGACCCCACUCCUAAAGGCAUCAGCUACAUCAUCAGCACAAAGGUUGGCCCAGGUCCUUGCAUGGUGGAGGACCCCAGUCUCCAUCUGCUGGGAUCAGACGGGCUGCCCAAGAAAGUGCCUGAUCAGGAGGUGUCGGUGUAGAAUCUCCUACGGCCCAGCUCCUAGCCCGAGGGAACCACAGGAGACCCUGGGAAGGGACAGGAAGUGAAGUACCGCCAAUUCAGACCAGGAAGUGUUUGUUCUCCAGCCCUAGUGUUUUUACACUGCGUCAUCCACAUUGUUGGCUGCACUUUAUGAGGGGUUUGCAUACCUCAUUUUGUAUUAUUGAUAGUAAAAGCUUUUUGUUCUGAAGUUUUUUAAGUAAAAUUCAGGGGGGCACUGACUGUAAAUGUUUUCCUUUAAUUCAAGUGCUGCUUUUUGCUAUUGCGGUUGUCAGCAUACAAAUGGGUUCAUCUUAUUUGAAUUAAACUAUUCACUGAUCUGCUAGGUUGACCUCUUGGUUUAUAAAGUAAAUCUAUUUGUUGAGCCUUUGGAUUGACUAGUGUCCCAUCCAAUGGGAGAGCACUUAUGUACUAGUACUGCCUUGUACCCUAGUUUCAAGGAUAAGGCUUUGACUCAUCAGGAUAAGUGGCUUUCUGAUAAUGGGUACUUAUUUGUUGAUGAUACAACUUCUUAAUUUAUUGUACACUCAUUCAUGUCUGCAUUAGUAAAGCAGUGAAAGAACAAACACAAACAUUAGUUCCAGAACAUACCAAGAACAAAAUGGGAAUUGUUUGUAUCCACAUUUGCGUAUAAAAAUGAUCAUUAAAUAUCUUCACUGUU
Messenger RNA from Lepisosteus oculatus (spotted gar), 1852 nucleotides. Lineage: Eukaryota; Metazoa; Chordata; Actinopteri; Semionotiformes; Lepisosteidae. The record is from RefSeq and is a predicted model, not a curated record.